Messenger RNA from Venturia canescens, 2655 nucleotides. RefSeq names its product facilitated trehalose transporter Tret1-like. Lineage: Eukaryota; Metazoa; Arthropoda; Insecta; Hymenoptera; Ichneumonidae. The coding region runs from base 191 to 1663 and encodes 490 amino acids. Gene Ontology annotation, molecular function: sugar transmembrane transporter activity. The transcript has 4 exons. Gene Ontology annotation, biological process: carbohydrate transport; transmembrane transport. Gene Ontology annotation, cellular component: membrane. The record is from RefSeq and is a predicted model, not a curated record.
GGUCAACUGUUUGAGGGAUACUCAGUAGAAUCUCGGCGACGAUUCCUCGAUGUAGUUUUUCGGUGGAGCAGCCUCGAUUCUCACUAUUUUUCUCGAUUCCUUCCUCAGCCCAUGAAUCGUUCAUUCUUCAUAUCGAUUUUUCGUGUGUGAGUGUGCGCGUGUAUCUUUUCAAGAUUUUACCGAAGAAAAAAUGGGCGAAGAAAAAUCGACGAAAUCGGAGCCGGGGCGACUCCGGCAGACCAUCGCGGCUGUUCUCGUUAACGUUGCUUCCUUAGCGUACGGUACGAUGAUAGGAUGGCCGUCGCCGAUAACUCCGCAGUUGCAGAGCGUCGAUACUCCGGUGGGAAAUUCGCCGAUGACGGACGAGGAGACUUCCUGGUUGACGGGAGCAUUGUGCGUUGGUGCACUCGUCUCAAUGCCAUUCUGCAGUAUAAUAGCUGAAAAAUUGGGUCGCCGGAAGACCGGUUUUGUAAUGACAGUGCCGUUCUGCAUGUGCUGGCUGUUGAUCAUAUUCGCCACGGAUUAUUCGUACUUAUACAUUGGACGUUUUUUCGCCGGCGUCGGUGGUGCCAUUUGUUUUUUCCUCGUGCCUCUUUACGUCUCCGAAAUUUCAGCGGACAGCAUACGCGGGCAGCUUGGAAGUUUUCUCGUUUUUGGCAUCAAUAUCGGAAUCGUAACGGGCUACGUAACCGGCGCUGCCAUGUCAUACCACAUGAGCGCUGUUUUCGGCCUCGUUAUGCCCUUGCUAUUCCUCGUGGGUUUUGUCUUCGUGCCGGAAACACCGGUCUAUCUCAUACGACAUGAUCGCCCGGACGACGCGGCGAGGUCCCUUCUGUGGCUCAAAAAUGGCGACAAGGCUGCAGUCGAUCGCGAACUUUUGAGAAUACAAUUGCUCGUGAGCGAGCACGUUAACGAGCAGGACAAAUCCAUUGGAUUCAAGGACUUGUUUCGCGAUCGUGGAACCAUCAAAGGCUUUGUGAUCGCUUGUGGGCUGAUGGGAGGGCAACAGUUGUGCGGAAUAACCGCAAUGAUCAGCUACGCAGCGACGAUUUUCAAGAUGGCUGGAAGCUCGAUGAGCCCGGACACAGCUGCGAUAAUAAUUGGAUCGAUCCAAGUGUUUGGUUCGUGGCUUUCGUCGGUAUUGAUGGAGCGAGCCGGAAGGAGGCCGCUUCUGAUGGUUUCUUGUGGAGGAAUGGCGAUGUGUCAUUGCGCGAUUGCAAUUUUCUGUACAAUGUUGAACGAGGGUUACGACGUUGAUUAUUUUCGUUGGCUUCCGGUGGCGUCGCUGUCGAUUUACGCCCUCGUUUACAACGUCGGAAUGGGCUCGGGUCCUUUCAUCGUUGCCUCAGAAAUUUUCAACGCCGAUGUUCGUGGUCUCGCCAUUUCUGUAGCCCAAUUUUUCAUGUGGGCGCUCGCGUUUCUCCUCGUCAAAUUUUUCCCCGCGAUGAUGAGCACGAUGGGCGUAUCCGGCUGCUUCUUUUUCCUCGCCCUCUGCUGCCUCGCUAACUUUAUUUUCGUUUUCAUUCUCGUGCCUGAAACAAAGGGUCGAACACUUGAAUCCAUAAUCGACGAACUCAACGGUUUCACCGGACGAUUCGAUGAAAAAAAUUACGUCAAAGCCUCCCUCGAAAUGUCACAGAAAAAUAUAAAUCUUCCCACGUAACGGUCGGAUACGAUUGAUCCGACUUUUGAAAAACAACCUUCGAGCGAGAAUCAACAUUCUGUUUCCUCGCAGUGGUCAAAUUACUGGAUUACAAAGCACGGAAAACGAAGGCGAUGAAUUUAGAACGAAGCACUUCAAAUGAUAAAUAUAUUGGAGGAUUAUCGUUGAUCCUUCUUUAACAGUGAGAAAAAAUCCAAAAUAUUUUGUUAUCCCGUUUUUUGAGAAAAUCUCCCAUUCCUCCGUGUCCUCACUUUCAUAGAUUUUCGAUCGAGAACCGAAGCACUUGAAUCCGCUUUUCAAAACUUCAAAAUCCCAUUUGAAGCUCGUUUGUGACGAAGUUAUUUGAAAACUUCGUCACAGAAUUCGAGAUUUCCAUCUUCAGUUGUAGUUCCGGUGCAAUCAAAUUAAUCUGGAAGAUUCGUCCUCAGAAAAUGUAUCCUUGAAACAUCCGGUCCAGCAUCUCGAGACGUGUACAUGGAAUUUUUUGACUCGUCAAUAAUAUCGGAGUGGCAUUUUCGGCGAUGAAUUUUCUAGAACAAAUUUUCUGGUUACCACUCAACAUCUUGAAGAUAAACGACUGAAAAAUUCAGAAGAUGCGCCAAGUUGUUCUGGGAGGGAACGAUUACAAGAUCGGCGAGGGAGACCAGGACGAUCUGCAAUGUUUUGCAAUAGAAAAAAAAAAUUCGGGCACCCUUCAAAAAUUUGGGGAAAAACAUUUUUUCUUCACCGAGGUUUUCAUUUUAUCCAUAACAUUAACCUCAACUAUUUCUAUUAAGGAAGCUACUGAGUUACCUAACUAGUUAUAAAAGUAUUAGACCAUCGUUCGAGCUGAUUAGUAGUUCAUCUGUCAAUGUCGCUGUUCGUUUCAAUGUGGGCACGUUUAUAUGUGUUCAAAAACAGGUUAUCAGCUGCGUGGAAUACAUUUUAAUUCUCAAGAAAAAGACUUUGUGUUCAUACAAAAAUAUGUGUGGAAAUAAAAAAGUGAUUCUCAA